Molecule: messenger RNA, 1479 nt
Organism: Phaeodactylum tricornutum CCAP 1055/1
Lineage: Eukaryota; Bacillariophyta; Bacillariophyceae; Surirellales; Neidiaceae
Exons: 1
Coding region: 1-1479 (492 amino acids)
Biological process (GO): fucose metabolic process; glycoside catabolic process
Cellular component (GO): lysosome
Molecular function (GO): alpha-L-fucosidase activity
Source: RefSeq, a predicted model, not a curated record
AUGUGCAAUACUUUUAAGGAAUGGCAUACCAGUGCAUUUUUAAGGUUACGUUUGCUAGUUGGACUAUUAUUUCUGCUUUCGGUCGGCGCCAAUUCAAGCCCAACGUGGGAUGAACUCGAUGCGAGGACGAACCCUAGGUGGUAUGACGAGGCGAAGUUUGGUAUUUUUAUACAUUGGGGUCUCUUCAGUGUUCCAGGAUAUCUGUCUCCAUGGUAUCAAUCCUACUGGCAGGGACACUGGGAAGGGCCCUACGGGAGCUGGAAGCAAUACGACUCCUUUGUAAACGAGACGGAGCGAUCGAAUUUUGCCUACCAGGAUUACGCCCAUCGUUUCUUGGCAGAGCUCUACCGACCGGACUACUGGGCAGACGCCUUUGCUAAAUCUGGGGCGCAAUAUGUUGUACUUACAAGUAAGCAUCACGAAGGAUACUGUAUGUGGAACUCGACCAAUAUUGCUACGACUUGGAACUGGAACGUCAUGGACACAGGACCACGUAGGGACCUCUUGGGAGAUUUGUCGAAGGAAGUUAAGAAAGCGGUCAGUCCCUAUACCAAUCGUACUUUGAAGUUUGGUAUCUAUCAUUCCUUGCUGGAAUGGUUCAAUCCCCUUUACCAUCAUGAUAUGAAGAACAACUGGACUACUCAAACGAUGGUGGACUUAAAAGUUCUGCCAGAACUGUACGAUCUUGUGAAGCGCUACCAACCCGACUUAUUAUGGUCCGAUGGAGCUUGGGAAGCAGAUAGUACAUACUGGAAAGCAACGGAAUUUUUAUCCUGGUACGGAUACAACAGCUCGGUAGCGGAGACAGCUGUCUGGAACGAUCGUUGGGGUACUGACGCCACGUGUGCACAUGGAAGCUACCUUACUUGCAAUGAUCGCUACCAACCUGAUAGUUUUCAAGAAAGGAAAUGGGAAGAUGCUACGACUAUGGAUACAAGCUCUUGGGGAUACAAUCGCAAUGCUACCGCGCAGGAUUUUAUGAGCGUCAAGGAGCUCAUCGAUCAAUUGAUUAGGGUGGUGGCUUACGGUGGAAAUCUGUUAUUGAAUGUUGCGCCUGCAGGCGACGGUACGAUCCACCCGUUGUACAUUGACCGACUGAUGGGUAUAGGAGAGUGGCUGGGCGUGAACGGUAGAAGUGUCUAUGGCACAAGACCCUGGAGCGUUUGCCAAACCGAAUCAGACUCGAACGUAUUCUAUACGAGAAGCAACGAAAGUUUGUUUGCACAUAUCACCCAAUGGCCAGCAGAGAGUGUCCUUGUUCUAAAGUGUCCUCAUCCCAGCUCUCGAACUAAAUUUCGAAUGUUGGGAUUGACAGAGGCCUCUCUAGAAUGGAAGAGACAAAUGCAUACUGAGACUUCAGGAUUCGAUGUAAUAAGGCGAUUUCCAGACAUUGCCAUUGCACUUCCCAAACUAACUCCAGAUAUUUUGCCAUGCCAUCACGCAUGGGUCCUGGAAAUCAGUGAAGUAGAAAACCUGUAG